AUGUUUUUCUCUCCAGAAAUCCUUACUAAUAGGUCAAGCGGCCUGUCAACCAUUUGGCUAAUGGCUACCCUUGGGAAUAAACCCUCGGCCGCCUCUGCCAAACUUUCCCGCAAAGAUAUCCUGGCCACAGAAAUCUCUGGUGUUUGUAGAAUAAUCAUCAACCCAGAUGGGCCUCUCGCUCUACGGCUCUCAUCAAACCUACUCUACGGAGUAUCGCUUGUCUACCAACAGCAAAUCUCUUACCUUCUAACAGACGUCUCACAAAUGCGCUCCAAAAUCACAAUGGAAAACAUUUUCAACCUCAUCACACUCGACCCCAAAAUGGCAAAAGCUAAAAAAUCAUCUCUUGUCUUGAGAAAUGACCUCAACACUUUUAACAUUGACCACGUCCUACUCCCCAUGGACCCGUUCCCAGCAUUUCUUGCUCCACAUGGUGAAGAAGAUGAUAAUGAUAUUACACUCCAUUCCAUCAACCGUUUACCUAAUGUGUUGGGACAAGAUAUGGAUGAAGACCCUGAUCUCCGGGCCGUCCAUACUAACCUCCUCCUAAAUGAAGAAGAUGAAGCACUUGCUAUUGAUCUGGGGUUUGAAUUUGGAGAAGACGGUGAGCUUCAAUUUUACGAUAAUAACACAGGUAGACCAAGUUCAUUCAACUCAUCCCAAAGUACUUUAAACGGGAAUGAAACCCGUCGACUGCUGGAUGCAAUCAAUGAUCAAGACGAAAUUGUUGAUGGAGCUGAAUUUAUGGCUCAAGCUCGCGUUAAUCGACCUUCAGAUCUUUACAAUCAAGAAGAAGAGCAAGAUUAUCGAAAUGAUGACUAUGAUGGCUGUGGUGGAGGUGGUGGAGAAGAUCCUAAUCCUCCUGCAAACUUAGAAGAUGAAGAACAAAUUGAUUACAACAACCUCCCCGAUCUUAACGACAUGUUCCCGCCGCUCCAACAGGUCCCCAACCCCACCACACGAAACCCCGAGGGAGAAGAAGAAUCCACGGCUUUUACCGAAACACAAAAUGCACGUCUCGAUGAACACAUUGAGUCCAUCAUAAAUGCCCAUAACAAUUCUUCUUCACUCUCUGAGAGAGCAGCUGCAGUGGCAGCAGCAACAACAACACAACCUCCGGCUCCUGCUAGAACUGGUCCAGUUCUUAGAAAAUGCCCUUAUGAUGAGGAAAUUGGGCUUUCUUCAGAUAUUUUAAGGGAAUUCCGAGAAAAUUAUGUCACAAAUAUGACUGCUCUCAACUCAGCCAAACGCCGAAGACUCGAAACAAAGCAGAAUCGACUAAUCACCGUACAAUCUGUGCUGCAAAAAUCCAUGGGGUUACAUCCUUUUGGAAGAUUUCUUGCCACUUUUCCCUUGGAAAAUGUAUCAUUGUCUCCACCAUUGGAAACAGGCCGUUCUGCUGUUGCUGGGCCUCUAGUCCCAGCUUCCCGCCAACCCAGCCUUGACAUUGAAAUUGGGCGUGGUCCUGACUCCACUCCACGCAACUUUAGUCUUGGUCUUUCCCCCCAGCCUAUUCGAAUCGGUAGUGAUUCUUCCAGUAACCCUCAUCACCACCAUCACCACAGAUCACUCAGUAAUGGGCCCUUUGAUAUUCCCUCGCCCAUUAUACCUCGACAAACUUCUCAGCGACCUGGAAUCAAUGUUAACAACCUGGAUGACAUUGAAGAAGAUGAAGCUGAUGGUUCAGAGAUUAUGCGAAUGGCAUAUCAACGGCUCAAAGAUCAAAGAGAAGGCCGGGCUCCACAAUUACCGACACCGCACCUUGAUCAAAACGAAAAUCGAGAUGCAUAUCUUAACUGGGAUUACGAGGACCAGCAGCAGCCUUAUAAUGAUAAUUACGACGCUCAUGAUAACUCAGUUAUUCAUCAUAACGUUGGUCGUAACAAUAAUCUUGACUUUGAUCUUGAACUUGAUCUAAAUGGUGACUUGGGUCUGGAUGUAGUCCUUGACAACUUUUACGAGUCAAGCAGUGGUGAAGACAACUCAUCAGUUGAUGGUGAGAGAGAAGGCGGUCAUAAUACAAUUCAGUUUGGUGGUGACCGCCAAGGUAUUUUUGGUGCGCCAAUAAAGAAAAACCGGUACAACAAUGAGCGUCAUUUUUUUAACUACACACGACGCAUGGCAUCCAAAAUUACCAAUCACCAACCAUUGUCGUCGUCAUCAUCAAAAUUCCGUCAAAGACUGCGGGUCGGAUCACACUCACAGUCGCCGUCACCUAGUGUAUUGGAAACUAGUGACAGUAGUGGUGAAAGUCUUGAAGAGGGAGGCAGUAGAAACUUGGCAGUGUUGAAUAGAAAUCACAUUGUGGGCAGUAAAGACCCUGUACCGUUUGAUGUGCUUUUCCCUGUGGGCACCACGUCGCGGCGCGAGGCUGCGGGGGCUUUCAUGAUGGUGCUCAAGCUCGUGACCAACGGCCGGAUGCGCGUGCGGCAACAGCAAGGUGGCAGCACAAAUAUAGGUCGUGGAGGUGAUGGAAGAGGUUCAUUUGAAACCUCUCGUUCAGGCAUCUGGCUUUUUAUAUGA
Messenger RNA from Magnusiomyces paraingens, 2523 nucleotides. RefSeq lists its product as uncharacterized. Gene Ontology annotation, biological process: synaptonemal complex assembly; mitotic sister chromatid cohesion; replication-born double-strand break repair via sister chromatid exchange. The coding region runs from base 1 to 2523 and encodes 840 amino acids. The record is from RefSeq and is a predicted model, not a curated record. Gene Ontology annotation, molecular function: protein binding; chromatin binding. Gene Ontology annotation, cellular component: cohesin complex; synaptonemal complex. The transcript is spliced from 2 exons. Lineage: Eukaryota; Fungi; Ascomycota; Dipodascomycetes; Dipodascales; Dipodascaceae.